This is a messenger RNA of Zeugodacus cucurbitae (melon fly), 6423 nucleotides long. RefSeq names its product SWI/SNF-related matrix-associated actin-dependent regulator of chromatin subfamily A containing DEAD/H box 1 homolog (gene Etl1). Gene Ontology annotation, cellular component: nucleus. NCBI's taxonomy places the organism in Eukaryota, Metazoa, Arthropoda, Insecta, Diptera, Tephritidae. The transcript is spliced from 10 exons. Gene Ontology annotation, molecular function: ATP binding; ATP-dependent chromatin remodeler activity; chromatin binding. The record is from RefSeq and is a predicted model, not a curated record. Bases 228 to 2801 code for a protein of 857 amino acids.
UUUAUUGCAACCUUGUCUCCCGCGAAAUUCAUACCGCCGCUACGUAGAAGAAGAAGAAGCACCUCAGCUACCUAUGAAGCGGCAGCAUUUAGUUCUGCUGGAAAGUGAUGUGCUUGGAAAGAUUUUUUGAAGAGUUGUGAAAAUAAAGCUAAAGAGUAUAUAUUUACCAUCAGUUGUGAAGGUUUUAAAUGUUAAUUGACUAGAAAUAUUUAAGAAAUAUAACAAUAAUGGCUGCAGUUGGCGAGUUAAGCACAGGUGACAAUGUUUCUGAGGCUGAGGUAAAGCCACCGCCAGCGAAAACCACGAGUCUUGCUAGUGAUUUGCGACAAUUUCGUCUAAACAAAUCGGCAAAUCCUUCAAUCAAUAGGACAGAACGUGUGCCAGGUAAAAAACGAAUACAGGUAAUGGCGGAUAGCGACAGCGAAGGUGCAGCUGACGUUCAUACACCUAAAAAAGUAAAAUUGGAGUUAUCUGUGAAGGAAAAGGAAGACAGAUACUUAGCGGCUGUGAAAAUAGCACCGGACUACGAUGCUAUGGAUAUUCAAGAUGCGCUUGUGCGUAACGGCUGGAACGUUUCCGAAGCAUUGCGUUAUUUAAAAGAAAAUUUCAAGCCAAAACCAAAUGCAUACGCAAAGAAAAUAGCUCAAACGAAUAAUGCCCGCAGCAAUAGCAAACCAUCCCAAAAUGGCAGCUCUUCUCGUUCUAAAGCGCAACACUAUUCAGAUUGUGAUGACUCGGAUGAUGAUAUACGUGCAUCCACCGAUCAAGUAUACGAUAGUGAAGAAAGUGAUACAGAAAGUUCAAACGUAAUGACAGGGCAAAGGAAGAAAGUGUUUGAUUUUAUGAACAAAGCCACGCUUAUUGAGCUACAGACGGUAAAAUCGUUGUCCGAAAAGAAAGCAAGUCUUAUUGUGGAUUUACGUCCAUUCAAAGAUUGGAAGGAUCUUUUGAAAAAGUUAGAAUCCAAUAAGGCACUUUCAGCAGAUCUCCUAAAUAUGGCACAGGAAUUGAUUAACAAACAAAACAAUGUGGCUAAUAUAUUAGAAAAAUGUAACAAAAUGGUUAAGCGUUUAGAGGCUGCAAUUGAAACUGGUGCGGGCAUAGUGGAACAGCCGAAAAUACUUAAUGACGAAAUGAAAUUAGCGGAUUACCAAAUGAUUGGUCUCAACUGGUUGACUGUGAUGCAUAAUCAAAAGAUGAACGGCAUACUCGCUGAUGAAAUGGGUUUAGGAAAAACUAUACAGAUUAUAGCGUUUCUGGCUUAUCUUAAAGAAAACAAUUUAGCCAAAGGGGCACACUUAGUUGUAGUGCCAUCUUCCACGCUCGAUAAUUGGGAGGCUGAGAUAACUAAAUGGUGUCCCAGUUUAGUCGUUGAAAAAUAUCAUGGCUCACAAGACGAACGAAGGCGCAUGCGUGUGCGUUACGCCAAAGAUGGAUUCACCGGUUUUGACGUAUUACUGACAACUUAUCACAUAGUCAGUUCAACACCAGAGGAAUGCAAAAUGUUUCGCGUAUGCAAACUGCAUUAUGUGAUUUUUGAUGAGGCGCACAUGCUGAAAAACAUGACAACGCAACGUUAUGCGAAUUUAAUAAAAAUAAAUGCUGAUAUGCGUAUUUUACUUACUGGCACACCAUUGCAAAAUAAUUUACUGGAAUUAAUGUCACUACUUUGCUUUGUGAUGCCGUCGUUCUUCGCGAAAAGCAUUGAGGAUAUAAAGAGUCUUUUCGCCAAGAAAGGCAAAGCGGAGAACGCGAAUAAAGAUGCCUCACAGUUCCAGGAAACGCAGGUGGAGCGUGCUAAACGUAUUAUGAAGCCUUUUGUCUUGCGGCGUCUUAAAAAGGACGUGCUUAAUAAUUUGCCUAAAAAAGAGUCUUUCAUUGUUAAAGUUCCAUUGACUGAAACACAAAAACAGCACUACCACGAAUUGGUUGACUAUUAUUCAGACAGGAAAGGUGAAAUUUGUAGUGGCGAUCGCGCAGGUUCUACAAUAAUGAUGGAAAUGCGUAAAGCUGCUAAUCAUCCGCUUUUAAUGCGUUACUAUUUUAGUGACGAAACCCUGCAUGAUCUGUCCGAACGUUUAGCCUGCGCACCGUCUCUGAAGAAAACCAAUCCACAAUAUAUAUUCGAGGAGUUGGCUGUAAUGUCAGAUUUCCAAGUGAUGCAACUUUGUAAUAAGCAUGACCUCUAUGAUGUUACCAUACCGCCAAGUUUAAUUUGUAAUUCUGGCAAAUUUCAACAUCUUGACACACUGUUGCCAAAAUUGAAGAAGGAGGGUCAUCGCGUCCUAAUUUUCAGUCAGUUCACAAUGAUAUUGGAUAUUAUGGAACGUUACUUGAAGAUACGGAAGCAUGGCUUCUUCCGUCUUGAUGGUUCCACUGCUGUCGACGAACGUCAAGACAUGAUCAACGACUUCAAUGCCGACUCAGAUAUAUUUAUUUUCUUACUUUCCACUAAAGCUGGUGGCGUAGGCAUUAAUCUGACGGCAGCUGACACAUGCAUCAUACAUGACAUCGAUUUCAAUCCGUACAACGACAAACAAGCUGAGGAUCGUUGUCAUCGCAUGGGACAGACACGUCCGGUCACCAUAUAUCGACUGAUCGCUGAGAGCACAAUUGAAGAGGGUAUGCAGAUGGUAGCUGAAGAGAAACUGAAAUUGGAAAAGGAGAUCACCGCAAACGAAAAGGGUGAAGUGCAGGAACAAAAAUGCGUUGUAAGGCUACUCACCAUGGCGCUGGGUCUGGAUAAAGACGAGGAAGAACGUUUAAACAACUCAAUGAAUAGCUCAUUGACCUCACAGUAGAGUGGUGAGCAAUUUAAUUCCAUAUAAAGGAUGUAAGCAGUAAAGAAGCAUAAGAGUAUGUAAAGUUUGGUGGUCAUUUAUUGUAAUUUUUUAAAGUUUAAUUGUUCGAAUUGUAUUUGUAUAUGUUGCGCGCAACAAUGAAUCACAUUCCUAAAACAAUACCGAAUACACACAUUUGCAACGAGUUGUAACAUUUUAAUCCAAAUUUGUGUAAUGCAUUUAAAUGCGAUGUUAAAGCGUAAAGUUCCACAUUUCACAUGCAAGAAUUAUGUUUCUUUUAGUCGUCUUAUCAGCGUUAUGGCUGGGGAGAUGUAAGAAAUAAUAAUUAUUGUUAUGGACAUGUUCAAUCAAUAUGCAUAUUAAAUCGCUUAUUGCAACUAAAUUUGCACUCAUAUGAUUUCAGCAUAAAAACUUUCAGAUAUUUAUUUACAUUAUUUAGUUAUGGGUUGAAUGUAAAAUUCAUAAUAAUACAUAUUAAUACGGAAUUUCAUAUGUUCGUUGCAACAGCAUUUGUCGAGCAAUUUGUGCUAAGAUAAAAGAAAAGUAAUAAAAGGAAAGUAUGACAUCUAAACAUAAAGGCUUAAAUUAUUAUAUAUAUUAAAAAAGUAAUUUUUUAAAAAAGAAAUAAAAGUUGGACACAAAUAGUCGACUCCACAUAUUGUUUUAUUAUUUCCUUAAACUCGCAUAGUCUACAUUAAAGAGGAAAAAUCAUUUAGAAAUAAAACUAACUAAAAUCUGCAGAAAUUUAAUUUAUACUGUUAAAUACUGAAAUAUAAAGGUAGAAUGAGUAAUUAAUAAUAAUUAUUUUAAAGAAGCCUCUCUUCGAACUUCGAAUGCAAAUUUUACGAUUUAUUACUUAUGACUCAAUCUGCCGGAAAAUGUUAGUUUAGUUCAAUAAUCAACCUGUACAGUGCUAUAAUGGACGUUUUCCUUAGAAUUUGAAUUUGCUUAAAAUGCGGUUUUAAUACUCUUGGAAUUUAUUAUUUUGUUUUUAUACUCUCGCAAAGAGAGAGAGGUUUUUUUUAUCAUCUAAACCUAAACGAGUUAGAUAUGGAGUUAUAUAUGGGCAUUUCCGCCAAAAGGUCCACCACAGACAAAAUAUUAGAAAUUAUUAUAAUUACAAAGUUUUUGCAUAAUUUUAUAGGAACAUAUUUAAAUUUAUCUAAAUUAAAUAAAUUUUAAAUUUCUUCAUUAUCCAUUUCUAGAUAUAAGAGAGGCCAAGUCAAACAGGAACUACUUUUCUCAUUUCGAUAUUUCUACUGCAUUAACUUUUGUUCUGUGUAAAACCUUUAUAAGGGUAUAAAGGGCAAAAUCAUCAUGCUAUGUUAUUUUGUCUUCAAGAAGCUGCUCAUUUGUCGGAACUGCCGAUAUCGGACCACUAUAUCAUAUAGCUGCCAUACAAACUGAACGAUCGGAAUCAAUGGCUUGUAUGGAAAACUUCCGCAUUUUACUACAUAUCUUCACGAAAUUUGGUGUGAGUUAUUGUUCAUGGAAAUAAACACAUAGUCACUAAAAGAAAUGCACCCGUGAAGGGUAUAUUAGCGUCGGUACAGCCGAAGUUAACGUUUUUUCUUGUUUCAACAUAUUUUUGAAAUGUGAUUUUAUUAAUAAAUGUGGUCAUUAUUUAAAAUAUAAUACUUAUAUUGUUACAAUAAAAUUGACCUUAAGAUUAAAAACCGCUAAAUUUUGUUCCCAAAUUCAAAACUGAAAUAUACUAACUAUUCCGAUCAGAACAGGUUCACAAAAACAAUAUUAGUUUUUUUUUUCAAUCGUCAGUGAGCACUGCUAUUGUUAUGAACACAAGUGUAACCUGUUGUGAAGGAGAAUUUAUAAUAAAAAUUUGGUAUUUAAUUAUGAGUGUACUAUGAGUGUGCUAUACGUAUGUAUGUGUGUGUAAACGCACUGUUUAAAUAAUCAGGUGGCGCGCGCUAAGAACGUAAAGUGCUUUGGUUAAAACAAAGCUUGGGCGCGUCAAUAUCUUACGCUCAUACACAUGCUCUUGCACAUACAUGCAUCUACAUAUACGAAUACAUAUAUAUGACUCUAUCAAAGCAUAUACAUACAUAUGUGUGUGCAAUUGUGGUUUCUUGACUCAUUUGGCUAUGGCAAAUCGCUUAUUAGUACAUACAUAUGGAAUAAUUGCUGCCUGCCAUUCAUGGCUCACCAAGGCGGUGACGGCAGUGUAGCGCUUAUGUCAUUGUUAGCGGCGAACAGUGCGCGAUCGCAUGCGUUCGCGCGAUCUUCAUAUCAACUCUCGUGAGAAACCACGAAUAGCGGUGUAUGUAUUCGUGCACCGCCAGCCGCAGCAAUGAAAAGCGCAAAGGGAUAUGGAAAGAGAUUGCGCUUUGAAAACGGAAACUCUCAAUUGGCAGUCACUGCGGUGCUGAGCGAAAAUUCUACCGUCAGUCUUUCUCUGAUCGCCCCGAUGAUUUAAUUUAAGCUACAACUUAACGCACUGUUUGUUCUGUAAUUCCCACGCGAAGUGAAUUUUCAAUUCUAGUGCAGUGCUAAUUAUAUAUAUUUAUUAUAGAAAAUAGAAAUAUUACAAACGAGUUUGAAGUCAACGUAGAAUAACGCCAGCAACGAGUUAACGAAAAAUAAAUUAAUUACUGCAAAAAUAUACUAAAUAACCAAUACGAAGCAAUAAUAACAAGUAUAGAAAGGAAAGAAAAAUAUAACGUCAGUGACGAAUAAAUAGAAACGUACGAAAAUUUAAGAAACUUAUUUAUUACUUACCUACAUACAUACAUACAUACAUACAUACAUAUAUGUAUGCUUUAUAUACCGCCAACCGACAAAUAACAAAUCUUUCUCGCAUUUACAUACAAACAUACAGCUCUAUACUUAUUAGUUGAAAAGUGUGAAAAUCGUUACCAAUUGUGUUUAGCGCACGCAAAGUAAAGCAAAAAAAAAGUUGAAAAGUAAACUGAAAAUAAGCAUUCUUAACAGCCAAAUAAAUCAACUAAACGGAUAAUCGACAUAGAACUCACACAACCCAACAAACAACGAACGGAAAAGAUAUCCGCAGAGUAUACGAAAACGAUCUGGUGGGUUACAGAUAAAAACAAAAACAACGACUAACGAAGCAUACAAAUAGAACGGUGCAGCGCAGGAAGAAGGCGACACUACAACUACAACUACCAAUAGAUACAUAGAUACAAACGACGACCGCCGACCAAGUCCAAACAUACAUUUAUAUAUAUAUCAAUUCAACUACAUAUAUGCUUGAGUGUCAAAAAAUCGAGAACCGAGCACUGCGAACGGAACGAGGCAAAAAUCUAUUUUUAUUUUUCCGUAAUACCCGAAGUUGGGCGCACAAAAAUUUCUAAACAUCAACGAUAAUUAAAUGCAAAAACAAAUUAAGUGCAUAAAUAAAUUAAUAAAAGCGAAAAAGCGUGCUUGAAAGUAUUUAAAAAGUUUAAGAAAAAUUAUCGAAAAAAGAAUACACAUAUAAACGACGCAUGUGCCUACAUUAGCAACAUCCUAAAAAACUUGAAGCUGAAUUGCAAAACAGAGUAAAAAUAUAAAUAAAAAUAAAAAUACGUAAUAGCGCACAAUUCUCACGCGUGUGGUCACUACAAAAAGUCUAAAUAAUAAUAAUUCAAAACAGCUCAAAUAUAAA